Molecule: messenger RNA, 3715 nt
Organism: Acanthopagrus latus (yellowfin seabream)
Lineage: Eukaryota; Metazoa; Chordata; Actinopteri; Spariformes; Sparidae
Gene: lin7a
Product: lin-7 homolog A (C. elegans)
Exons: 7
Coding region: 180-854 (224 amino acids)
Biological process (GO): protein localization to basolateral plasma membrane; neurotransmitter secretion; maintenance of epithelial cell apical/basal polarity
Cellular component (GO): basolateral plasma membrane; synapse; MPP7-DLG1-LIN7 complex
Molecular function (GO): L27 domain binding
Source: RefSeq, a predicted model, not a curated record
CUCAUUAACUCGUAGUAUACGUAUGUAUCUAUACACAUACAUGUAAAUAUAUGUACCAUAUAAUUUACCUUUGCUUGUGCUUAUAGUACUACCCAGAAUGCAACUGAGCUGCUGAGUGACAUCACUGGAGGCAGUUUAUCAGCUCCUGUAGUCGCUCCAGUCUCCAGUAAACAGCAGUCAUGGCGACAGUGGUCCAACCGCUCUCUCUGGAUCGAGAUGUUGCCAGGGCCAUCGAGCUGCUGGAGAAGCUGCAGGAGUCGGGUGACGUCCCCGGCCACAAGCUCCAGUCCCUGAAGAAGGUCCUUCAGAGCGAGUUCUGCACGGCCAUCAGAGAGGUGUACCAGUACAUGCACGAAACGAUCACAGUGAACGGCUGUCCGGAGUACCAGGCGAGGGCCACCGCCAAGGCCACAGUCGCAGCCUUCGCAGCCAGCGAAGGCCACUCCCACCCGCGGGUGGUGGAGCUCCCUAAGACGGAGGAAGGGCUGGGCUUCAACGUGAUGGGCGGCAAGGAGCAGAACUCGCCCAUUUACAUCUCCCGCAUCAUCCCCGGAGGCGUGGCCGAGCGGCACGGCGGCCUGAAGCGAGGGGACCAGCUGCUGUCCGUCAAUGGCGUGAGCGUGGAAGGCGAGCACCACGAGAAAGCGGUGGAGUUGCUGAAGGCGGCCAAGGACAGCGUGAAGCUGGUGGUCCGCUACACCCCCAAAGUGCUGGAGGAGAUGGAGGCCCGCUUCGAGAAGCUCCGCACGGCCCGGCGGCGCCAGCAGCAGCAGCUCCUCAUGCAGCAGCAGCAGCAGCAGAACCUGACCUCUCAGCAGAACCACAUGUCGUUGUUCCAAAAGAAGAAGAAGUGAGAAGGCGAGCUGAAGAAGAUGAAGGUGGAUCUGACCGGUCCACGUGUUUUUGCAUCGAGGAUUCCACCUCCCCCCCACCGAAAAAAAGGAAUCUCUCUCUCUCCGUCGUGGAGGAAAACCAACAAGUAGAGGACAAUUUUAACUCGCUCUGUCCCUUCCAAGCGUACCAACGAUCAACGAUUACUGAGCAAAAAAACAGAGAGCGAGAGAGAGAGAGAGAGAGGAAGAUGGAGAGCCGUCCUGUCCUGAAUCUGGUGCUUUGAAAAAAAACAGGAACGAGGGAGGGAGGGAGGGGGGGAGCGCCGAGCGUCGUCCAUUUUAACUUUGUAUCUCCCUUUUUUCUAAGUUGUUCUUCUCCCCGGUUGUGACUCUUUCUGGAACUCCCUUUUUUUCUUGUGUUAGUUGUUUUUUGUUUUUUUUUUCUUUUUCGUUCACGAUUGCUUCCCGACAUCCAUCCAUCGCACCGUGGCGCCCUCUGCCGACUUUCUUCUGCCAUAGAUAUCAUUUGUACAGUGGUGUUUCUAUCGAUUCCUCAACUGGUGCUUGUGUCUCCGUACGAAUGACCGUCGUUUUUUUUUUUGUUUGUUUGUUUGUUUUGGUUUUUUGUUUCUUCUUUUCUUUUUUCGUGUCCUGUUUUGGAUAAGCGUGAACUCUUUUUUACCUUCUAUAUUGUAGCAGGAAAAGAUUUUGUAUCUUCUUGUAGGUUUAGCAAUAACACACACGCCCUUCAGUUUUUUUCACAUCUCACCAACAAAAGGCAUCGAUCGGACACGUACGUAUAUAUACAGAGUUUUAUGGCAAAUGUAAAUCAUCGUAUGAACUGUAAGGCAGCUUCUUUGUCCCCAGAAAUAAUCCAUCUUCUGUGCCAUUUAAAGAGAUUAUUGAUUUAACGAUGGCAUCAACAAUUAAUGUGCAAUAACAGCGAUGAUUAACAGACGUUGAGGACCGCUCCACGAUGAGAUUUAUCCUGAAAAUAUAUGUUACUAAGAGAAUUUAACGAAAUCCGUCCUCAGAGGUGAGGAAACAGAAUGUCACCAGUUCAGAAUUGAACAGAAUUAAAUCCAAAAUAUUCUAUAGUUAUGUUUAUUUUUCAGACUUCUAUUUUAAAAGAGAUUUAACGUAAAGUUUUAUUCUUCCUUUUUAAAUAUUAUUAUUUAAAGUCUAGCUGAGUAUUCGCACAUAGUUUAUGUAGAUCUGCUCCCUGAGUUGGACAGUCAUCUUUUCUCUGUACCUGUGAAGGGAAAUCUGUUUAAAACUUCACUCUUUACUUUUUAAUUGUCUCCAUUUUUGGUGCCAAGCGCUCCUUGUUUUGUUUUGUUUUGUUUUGUUUAGUUUGUUCUGCACUUCCCGGUACAGAAGCCCUGAGGGGAAGUUUUAUGAGUCUGAGCUAAAUUGUUUUCUCUCCUGUGUUUAUGACUUGAGAAGCGGAGAAUACGAAGUUUCUGCCAAAAUGUUUUUUUUCCUUUUCUUUCAUGUAUUUUGUGUGAAACCAUUGGAUUAUUUCCUGUUCUUUUUUUCCAGGAUUUUUUUUUCUUUUUUUCUUAUUUCUUUCUUCCAGUGAAAAAAAAAACUCCAUGAAAUCCCCCCAAAAUUUUUUAAAAAUUGCAUUCACUUUUUCCCCCCAAAAAAUCACUUCAUUUUUGUUUUUCUUCUUCUUUUUUAUUGUCUCAUCACUUGAUUCAACACGUGAAAAAGGGUUUUCUUUUUUAUACUUUAAAAAAAAAAAAAUUCUCCUUGUGUGCUUUGUGUUACCAAGAAGGGUUUUUUUUUUCUCUGAAAGAUCUUUUUCAUUUAUUCAUUUAUUUUUUUUGGUCUGUUGAAAAAGAUUGUGUGAGAAAAGUGUGAAACCAAUUGGAAAGUUUGUUUUAGCAGAAGGACAAAUAUUUUAAUGCUCCUGAGAGACAAUUUUUUUUGUAAUUUUUUUCCCACAACAUUUUUUCUUGAUUUUAUUCUAAUUUCUUAAUUUUUUCUGUUUUUUUUUUUGUUUUUUGUUUUUUAAAUAGCAUGAUUUUUUUUCACAGUUAAAAAAAUGUUCUCCCGUUCUCGAGUCAUAAACCAGAAGAGAGCAAACCAUUUAGAUCCGUCUCAUAAAAUCGACCACCAGAGUAAAAUCAGACCCGCCCGCCUCUCAGGGAUUCUGCACCCCAGAGAUCCCGUCUCUGUUGGUCUUUGUGUCUUGUGUUCUCUUUCAUUUUCUCUAGGUGGCGCUCUUUUCUUUGUUGGUUAAACCCUUGCAGACUUUACCAUUUUCUUCUUCUGUUGAACCCAAACAAAUCCCUGAAACAUAAAACCCGUCACUUCCUGUAUGUCAGAGAAUUUGUUUCCCCAGGAGAGACCAUCCAGAGACUGCAUGUUUCCAGCUGUCAUGAAGUUUAGAAAAAUGUUGCAGAUUGUUGAUUUAGAAAUUGCGUUUUGGAUUUACUGACAGAAAGAGAGAAUUUCUUUUCCACCUUUAACCCUUUCUGAUCUACAUCACAUCUUAAUGCACAAAGUCCACGGCAGAGCAAAAUUCCCUCUGAGUGCAUAAAACGUGCCAUGCUGCCAUUUUCCUAAACGACCUGUUCGCACCUGAGGCCGCUCGAUGCCGACGCACGAGGUCGCCUCCGUGCUCGGGUCUGACAGAAUAUUCAAAGGUUUUUUGAAUCCCUCGCUCCUCCUCAGAACAUCUCGACACAACAGAUCCCUUUUUGUAUCUUUAAAUCACAGGUACUCUUUCUUAAUUGACUUACAUUUUUGAAGCUGAUGGUCCCGUACUUACCGUGAAGAUUACACACAAAAAAAAAAGACAACAAACUGUUGAUAUGCAAUUGUAAUACAUAUUAUAUUUGUAUAAAUAAAUCUAUGUGCUUGUGUACAGUGAA